Teleopsis dalmanni is the source of this 1072-nucleotide messenger RNA. Its product is annotated as ionotropic receptor 75a-like. Bases 1 to 1062 code for a protein of 353 amino acids. Gene Ontology annotation, molecular function: ligand-gated monoatomic ion channel activity. Gene Ontology annotation, cellular component: membrane. The transcript has 4 exons. The record is from RefSeq and is a predicted model, not a curated record. NCBI's taxonomy places the organism in Eukaryota, Metazoa, Arthropoda, Insecta, Diptera, Diopsidae.
AUGGAUGAUUAUAUUGGAGAUCUUGGUACCGAACGAGUUGAAUUGACUUCAACUCCAUUUCUUCCGACAGCGGCUCGUUUCGAAAACCUUACUGCUAUUACUGAAGCAGCGGACUUUCAUAUGAUUUGCAUGUUUCGUACACCUCGUAAUGCUGGCAUACAAGGCGAUGUGUUUCUUGCACCAUUCAGUAUGACUGUUUGGUGUGUCUUCGGUAUUAUUUUGUUCAUAAGUGGUAUAUUUCUAUGGGCUAUUUUCUACUUGGAAAAUCAUCGCUUAAAAAAAUGUUUAAAUUAUGUACCUUGUUUGCUAACUGCGUGUUUGAUCUCAUUUGGUUCCGCUUGUUCGCAAGGGAGUUUCUUACUACCACGUUCAACAGGUGGAAGAAUGGCAUUUUUUUCUUUAUCGCUAAUUUCAUUUUUUAUGUACAAUUAUUACACUUCUAUAAUCGUAUCUACUUUACUGGGUUCACCGAUUAAAUCACAUAUUAAAACGAUGGGACAAUUAGCUGAUAGUAAUUUAGAAGUUGCCAUGGAACCUUUACCGUACACUGCUUCUUAUUUGUAUGUAAGUACCUCAAAACUGCCCGAUGUUCGGCGCUUUGUGGCACGUAAAGUUGAACCUCAAAAGAAUAAUCCAAAACUUUGGCUGUCUGUUGAAGAAGGUGUAAAAUUAAUGCGCGAUAAUCCGGGUUUCGUAUAUGUUUUUACAGCUGCUACUGGUUAUGAGCUGGUUGAAAAAUUUUUUAAGCCACAUGAAAUUUGUGACACCAAUGAAGUUCUGUUUAGACCAGAGAAAUAUUUAUAUUCACAUACACAUAAAAACUCAACCUACAAAGAAUUGAUAAGAUUAACAGAAAUUCGUUUGUUGGAGACUGGCGUUUACUUGAAGUUGCGUAGAUAUUUCAUGCGUCACAGAUUGAACUGCUUUGCAACUAAUUUUGUAAUCGACGUAGGUCUGGAAUAUACCGCGCCACUAUUUUUUCUUUUACUCACCAGUUAUUUACUAGUUUCAUUCAUUUUUAUACUGGAAAUUUAUUAUAAAAAAUACAUCGAGAACAGUUAAAAAGUGAAGA